Molecule: messenger RNA, 1959 nt
Organism: Schistocerca nitens (vagrant locust)
Lineage: Eukaryota; Metazoa; Arthropoda; Insecta; Orthoptera; Acrididae
Product: serine/arginine repetitive matrix protein 1-like
Exons: 9
Coding region: 1-1959 (652 amino acids)
Source: RefSeq, a predicted model, not a curated record
AUGCUUGUGCUGACAAAGGAGCAGAAAGCAGCCAUAAUGCAACGAGGCACUGGGCUGUCGGCGCCGCGGCUGGAGGCGCGCUCCUCGUCCGAGCCGCAGCUGUCGCGCCUGCCGCCGGGCCUGACGGUGGACGAGCUGCCCCGCUACCGCCGCCGCCGCCCGCCGCAGCACCUCUGUCCGCAGGACAACCUGAGGCCGGCGCGGGACGCCUCCUUCAAGGCCGUCAAGUCCGAGUACCGCCGCCGCUUCCUCUCCUACCCGCUACAGCGCGAGGAGCACGCCCGGCACGCGCGGCGGCCGCGCGACCUGCUGCGGCUCGAGGGCGAGGCUGCCUUCUCGGCGGAGUACCGCGACCGCUUCGUCGCCUUCCCGCGGCAGCGGUUUAGCCGUCUGAGUGCAGCGGGCGGGUCUAUGUUGCAGGCGUCUACGGAGCAAGCGUCGCAGUACGUGUGCCACGGGUCGCCGGCGCGCGCGCCACUUCUGCGCAGGCGCACUAGCCUGCGUACGGAGGGGGACCUGCUCGUGCGCGAGUCUGAGCUGCGAGCGCGCUUCAAGAGGCUGCAGGGCGCCCAGCGCGCCGAGCUCGCGCGACGGCCAACCACACUCAGGAUGGAGGGCGAGAUGGAGACGCGCACUGAGCACUUGGAGCGCUUCUGCGAGCCCGGUUCGGGCGCGCGGCGCGCCGAGCUGAGCAAGCGGCGCACGCAGCUGCAGCUGGAGGGCGAGCUCGCCUGCGACACAGAGUCCCGCGCCAGCUUCGCGCCGCCUGUGCCCGCCGCCGAGCGCCGCCCGCCACUGCGCAGGCGCGCCACCAACCUGCGCCUCGACGCCGAGCAGUCGGCGCAGCUGAGCUCCGAGUACCGCGCGCUGUUCGCGGACUUCCCGCAGCGCGACCCGCCCGUGCGCCGGCGGCCGCCUCAGGGGAACCUCGCGCCGGGCACCGGAGAAAUGGAGAAGGUGACGGAGAAGCGGGCGCACUUCGUGGACUGGACGGGCGUGGCGGAGCGGCCGCGUCCGCACCGGCGCAGUUCGAGCCUCAAGCUGGAGAUGGAGGUGGCCGGCGGCGGCGGCGGCGGCGGCGGCGGCGGCGCGGUGCUGCCCGAGUACCGGGAGCGCUUCGUGGAGUUCCCGGCGGUGGCGCGGCCGCCCGCCGCCACCAGGGCGCUGGCGCAGUCGCUGCGCCUCGAGGGCGACCUGCUCACCGAGACAGAGAAGAGCGCCCAGUUCGUCGACCACUACUCGCCCGUGGCGCGCCGCCGCCAGCGUCCGCCCAGCGGAGCCACGGCUGCGCAGCGCCCUGCUGCCGGCAAGCGCACCGAGGACCAGGCCACCAGGGACCAGCAGCUGCAGCGCGAGCUGCGCGCCCGCGCGCCGCCCGCCGACCUGGAGCCGGUGUUCCCUGCCACGGCGCCCGGCUUCCGCGACCGCGACCAGCCGCAGCCGCAGCCGCAGGCGCCGCUCUCGCGCGGCCUCAGCCUCGACUCUCCCGCGGCCCGCCGCCGCGCUCAGCGCCGCCCCUCGCAGGCCUCCGCCACCGGCGCCGCCCCCGCCACUGCCACCGCUACACCGCCCACGCCGCGCAAGGCGCCCACCAGCCCCGCCCGCACCCCACCCACGCCGCGGAAGGUGCGCGCCCGCCACCAGUACGACAAAUCACCGCCGCACACUCCCAAAAAGUCAGCCCCCAAGAAAGCGCCGGCUACGCCGCGAGUCGGCUCUCCGUCGCCGUCGGCGGGCAGUGGGCGGCGGCGGCCCACGUCUGCCUCUCCCCACAGGCAGCAGACAGAGCAGCAGACAGAGCAGCAGCAGCAGGCCAAGGGCGCCAGGCCGGCCGACACGCAGCUCCAGGACGCCGAGGAGUCCGCCGCCAACCACCAGUCGCCGCCGCCGCAGCCGCAACCGCAGCCGCAACAGCUCCUCGCUGUACCCGUCAGGUACUCACUCAAACAGCUAAACUGA